ACGUCGUCGAGAAAACGAACGUCAAAAUUUAAGAGACGCUCGUAACUGAACGCACAGGAGUUCUUCUAUCAUUUAAUAUUUUAGAUGUGAACUUUCCUUUACUUUGAAACGCUGAAAGAUUCCUACGUCCAUCCCACCUUCGUUUUUUUAUGUUACGAUUGUAAUAAGAACAUCGAGACUUGCUAGUCAUGGCUAGAUACAUAGCUGAAGAUAAAAAACUCUUGAAAAUCUUGCAGUCAAGCACAGAAGAAGAAGAAAUUAACCGUCGGUUAAAAGCUGCAGGUCUUUAUGAUCAUGAGGAUACAUAUGAAGCACGAAGACAACUUGAUGAAGUCCUACAAAAAUCUAAGGAGGAAUCGGUUAACAGAACAAGGGUAGACCUGGCAUCUAGGAAAAGUUCAACUUCGUUUGAGGAUGCAUUCAACAUUGUUGAUGAUGAUGAAGAUAUUGUGCCAGAGCUAAGUCCACCUGUUAGCACUUCCACUAAAAAGAAUGGAAGAAAGCCUCCUCAAUGGAAACCCCUUUCUGAUGAUGACCAUGACGAUGAAGAUCUACAAGCUAACCUUGAAUGUAAAGCUGCAGACCCUCUUGAGGGAACAUCAAACUUGGUUCCAAAAAACCAUUUAAAUUUGCAGAAAGGCAAACCUGUUGAUGCCAAGAAGUUAGUAUUGACAGCUAAAGAAAGUUACGGAAGCAAAAUGGUUGCAGCAUCACUUAAAAAAGGUGAAGAAAAUAAAAGCCUGAGUUCGGAUCGUCUCCUGAGGCCAAAACGAGGCGACCUCAUCAUAACUCCUGACGAACUCUCCGAUGCAGAAAACGUCCCAGAGAUUGAACCUCUGAACAUGGACAUAAGUGGAAGUGCGUCAAAAGACGAAGAAGCGACUAGCAAAAGUUUCAACUCUGAAGACGAUGACUUCACUGCCUGCCCCGCCUCAAAGAACAACCAAAAUCGUGGCAAACCAGACUCGCCUGGAUCAGGAUGGAAAAGUAAAAUUGGAACAAUGAGAGCAUUAUGCAACAAAUAUUCUGAAAUGCUGAAAAAAAUUGAACAAAUUACGCCGUCGCCUUUGCCUGAAGAACUUGAUUUCGAAAACAAAGGCCCCUACCAACAACUUAUCGAAAACGAGGAAAAGUCAAAGAUUGACAAAAGUUCCUGCUCUAGGCCAAUAAAAUGGGGAAAACCUAUUAUCCUUACAAUGUCAAACAACAAGAGAAGACGCCAGAUGUUUAAAAAAUCCCAGACGAACGAUACUAGUCUUCCUGUAGACACGAAAAUCGAUCAGCGAGAGGAAAUCAUAUGUGAUUCACCACCAGCCUCUUCUAGCACGUUUAGGUUAGAUAUUCCUCCGACCAGCCCUGUUUUUGAGUCAAGUGCUUCACGAAAGAGACUGGGGGGAUCGAAAGAGAUUACGGAGAUGGGAAUUGAAAUCGGCAGAAAGUCACCCGUGGAUGCAACACAGGAUUCAUCAUUUCAGGAAUGUCCCAUCUGCGGGAAGUCGUUUCCCCUUAGCGUCAUUGAAACACACGCGGAUGGAUGUAUCAAUAACUUAGAAGAAGAAGCUCGCCCGCGUUCGGAACGAAUUGCCGCACGAUCCGUCAAAUCGCGCAACGGAUGGCACGAUAGUUCACAGUGGGGUAAAGGAUUGGAGCCAACCGUUGGAAGAAGCACUCCAAUCAAGCCGGAAAUGGAUGCUAUCGAGAGAAUAUUUGAUUCAGAUUCCGAUUCAGGUUCGGAUUUCGAAACAACGAAUGGGUCGGGUGCUAAGCGUAACCAACGCAAGACCGAAGGUAGCAAAGUCAAGAAACGUCGUUUUUAAGUUGUUUUCGCUGUUCGUCACAUCAACAUUCUUGCAUCAUCGGGCACAAAAUUUAUUUGGCUCAUGACAGCGUUAACGUGAAGAACACUGCUGUAAUUGAAUAUUAUUUAAUCUUGUUUUCGUUGUGUGAUAUCCUAGUAAGAGGCCUUUGUUUUUGUACACAGAAUUCGUUAAAUUUUUUGUCGGUUGAUCAAAAGUGUUGCCCUCCAAGUUGUGCCAACAGUUAACAUUUAUACAAUACAAAUCCCGAAGAUGAAGUC
This is a messenger RNA of Daphnia carinata, 2077 nucleotides long. RefSeq lists its product as uncharacterized. Lineage: Eukaryota; Metazoa; Arthropoda; Branchiopoda; Diplostraca; Daphniidae. The record is from RefSeq and is a predicted model, not a curated record. Bases 189 to 1817 code for a protein of 542 amino acids. The transcript is spliced from 6 exons.